AUGACAGUGCAGUUUGGGGGAGAAAUCGCUACUGAUGCGUUGGCGAAGGGGGAAGCAGGAAAAUUACCACUGUGGGUGGUGCAAGCGGUUUUUUUAGACAGUAACGCCAGUCUGUUCCCGACUAAAUUCAAUGAGAUAUUUGCAACAGAGACUUUACCAGAACACGCUGAAGGAGACGGAGCCGGAAGGGUAAGGUUGUACCUUAGAGAGAAGAAGCUUAUGGAAGCAGCGAAGAAGCUGUUUGUUUUAGAUAAGAACGAGGUGGGCGCUUCUUGGCCGAACCUGGGUGCUUAUUCCAAGCCGUUUUUGGAGAAAAUAUGGAGGCGCGCGGCACGAAUUGUAACGAAUAUGCCGAGUGGAGAGAAGGAUCCUUUCUCACUUGGGGACGUGAACACUUGGAGCAAAAAUCAUUUCUCCGAGCCUUUUCUGUUGCCUUUCGUCGGGGUGAUUUCUAUUGCAGGCGAGCACGAGAAAUAUUGUGGAGCUGCAGCGCCGUCAGAGACAAGUUCUUCUACUAUUCUAGAAACGCUUGCCGAAGGCUUUUGUGACGACCUUCUGAAAAAGCCAGGCCCGUGGAAAAAAUGGGGGAAGCUAGGCUGGCCGUCGCUUGUGCACCGAGAUGUUGGGCUCUAUGAAAAUGCUAGUUUUUCGAAAACCUGA
Molecule: messenger RNA, 660 nt
Organism: Amoebophrya sp. A25
Lineage: Eukaryota; Dinophyceae; Syndiniales; Amoebophryaceae
Source: the annotation of a GenBank genome assembly